This is a messenger RNA of Megalobrama amblycephala (Wuchang bream), 937 nucleotides long. RefSeq names its product folate receptor (gene folr). The record is from RefSeq and is a predicted model, not a curated record. Gene Ontology annotation, cellular component: external side of plasma membrane. Lineage: Eukaryota; Metazoa; Chordata; Actinopteri; Cypriniformes; Xenocyprididae. Bases 156 to 890 code for a protein of 244 amino acids. The transcript is spliced from 5 exons. Gene Ontology annotation, molecular function: signaling receptor activity.
GAUCAUGGGAGGGUCUCAUUACUGUAUUCAUGGCUCUUAAGGAGUAAUUAUGUAGACUUUGAUCGAGCUGAACCAGCAAGAUUGACACAGUUCACAAACUUCAGCUGAAGGGAGAAAAAAGCUGGAAAAUAAGAGGAUCUUUAACUAAAAAUAAAAUGGAAAUUUUAUUUUCAAGGCUGUUGGUGUUGCUGUUGGUGUCUCUGCCGUCCUGCGUUUCUUCUGUAGACAAACUCAACAUGUGUAUGGACGGAAAACACCAGAUAUCAGAGCCCAGACCGGAGGGACAGCUGUAUCAGCAGUGUUCUCCAUGGAAGGAAAGCGCCUGCUGCACAGCGAACACCACAGAAGAAGCUCAUCAGGAUAAUUCAUACCUCUACAACUUUAACUGGAAUCACUGCGGCAUGAUGAGCGAAAAAUGCAAGAAGCAUUUCAUUCAGGACACGUGUUUCUACGAGUGUUCGCCGCACCUCGGGCCCUGGAUUCAGCCGACGAAUGAGUCGUGGCGUAAGGAGCGAAUCCUGGACGUGCCGUUGUGUCGGGAGGAUUGUGAGAGCUGGUACGAGGACUGUAAGAACGAUUACACAUGCAAAGAGAACUGGCACAAGGGCUGGGACUGGAGCACAGGCAAGAAUCACUGUCCGAAAGGCUCUCACUGCAGCCGCUGGACUGAGAUUUUCCCCAGCGCUCAGGAUAUGUGUGAGAAGAUCUGGUCCAACUCCUACAAGUACACAACGCUCACCAAAGACAGCGGCCGCUGCAUGCAGAUGUGGUUCGUGGGCCCGAACCCUAACAAGAAAGUGGCUGAGUACUAUCUGAACGGUGAUGCAGAGACGGUCGCCAUAGCAACAGGCCUGCAUGUGUUUGCGCUUCUCAUGAUGCUGCUGCACUGAUGUCAACCGGCAGAAUACUGAAAACACCACCGUCUGAGGCCCUCGAC